Xenopus tropicalis (tropical clawed frog) is the source of this 1386-nucleotide messenger RNA. It is a transcript of the gene ada.2, whose product is annotated as adenosine deaminase, gene 2. Lineage: Eukaryota; Metazoa; Chordata; Amphibia; Anura; Pipidae. Gene Ontology annotation, molecular function: deaminase activity. The record is from RefSeq and is a predicted model, not a curated record. The transcript has 11 exons. The coding region runs from base 179 to 1255 and encodes 358 amino acids.
ACAAGUUUCUUUUGGCACAAGAUAAGUGGAAAUACGAGUCUCGCAGCCGGAAGCUACACAAAACUAAGAGCUCCUCCCUGAGCAGAACGGCACCCAGGGGCAAGGUGCAAUAACACAGUUUUAUACUUCAUAUAAGCACCCAGCCUGUCCCACACUGAGCCUACCGGCCAUUAGAACCAUGGAGAAAAUAGCCAGUACCUUCAACAAGCCCAAGGUGCAGCUCCACAUCCAUCUUGAUGCUGCCAUGAAGCCGGAAACUGUUCUGUACUUUGCCAAAAAAAAGCAGAUGCAUUUGCCAGGAAUCGAAAGCGUUGAAGAUCUCAAGAAGAAGGUUGUUUGCACCCAAGCAGGAAGCCUGACGGAGUUUCUCUCCAAGUUUGAGAUCUUCAUGCCCCCUGUUGCAGGUGACCGAGAAGCAGUUAAAAGAAUUGCAUAUGAAUUUGUUGAGAUGGAAGCCAAACAAGGAGUCAUUUACUGUGAAGUCCGGUACAGCCCUCAACUUUUUGCCAACUGCAAAGUGGAUCCUAUUCCAUGGGGACAAAAAGAAGGCGACCUCUCUCCAGAUGAAGUGGUGGAUCUUGUUAACCAAGGGCUCAAGGAAGGAGAAAAGGAUUUCAACAUCAAAGUCAAGUCAAUUCUGUGCUGCCUACGGCACAUGCCAAACUGGUCGUUUGAUGUGGUGGAGCUGUGCAAGAAGUACCACAAUGAUAGCGUAGUCGGAAUCGAUCUGGCAGGAGAUGAAGGUUUGAAAAGUGAGACGUUCCCAGGGCACCUGAAAGCUUUCCAGGAGGCUGUAAGAUGUGGAAUUCACAGAACUGUACAUGCUGGGGAGGCCGGCCUGCCUUCAGUGGUCAAAGAGGCGGUGCAAAUGCUAAAGGCAGAGAGAAUUGGCCAUGGCUAUCACACAAUACAGGACCCAACCCUGUAUAAGAGAUUGCUAGACAUGGAUAUGCAUUUUGAGAUGUGCCCCUAUUGCAGUUACAUAACUGGGGCCUGUGACCCUGAUUUCACAAAACAUCCAUUGAUCCAAUUCAAGAAAGAUGGAGCUAAUUACUCAUUAAGCAGUGAUGGGCCCCUCCCCAUCGGCAUGACCCUUCAAUAUGACUACGCUCUUGCUGAAACGUACAUGGGGUUUACUGAAAAAGAUUUUAUGCAUGCGAACAUUAAUGCCGCUCGUUCCUGCUUCCUUCCGGAGGAUGAGAAGAAGGAGCUGUUGGAGAGGUUAUACGCUGCCUAUGGGAUGGCUGGUCUGUAGCUCGGCCCACGUCUAUGAGAAGCACCGAUAUUUUAUGUCUCUUCAAUUAUGUGCCCAAAAUCACUUUUGUACUUGAAACAGAAAUCAGAGAAAUCUAUAACACUAAAUAAAGUGCUGAGGAGUUUCCUACA